AUGAUUGAGUCUACCUCUCAAAAUCCUAAUGCGGAUAAGGAAAAUAUACCUCCAGAAAUAAUUGAGUCUACCUCUCAAAAUCUUAAUGCUAUCAUUAUUGAAACUACUCCUCCAAGUAGAACUGAGGAUAAAAACAGAAAUGAGACAACAAAAUUAAUACCUGUUAACAUUCCAACUCCUUUUAAGAAAGCGUUGUUCUGGCCUAACCAAAGUUCAGUUAGCAAAGGAAAGAAGAGAAAAAAAAUUCCAGUGGUGACCACUUCCGAUCAAUGGAAGGAGUAUAAAAAAAAAAGAAGAAGAAAAACAACAACACGAAGAACUAAGGGAAAGACGAAAAAACAAAGAGAAGAAAAUAAAAUUAAACGAGAAAGCAAACACCUGCAGAAGAAGAUCAAGAAGGCGACUAUAGAAGAAAAACUAGAGAAUGAAGAUAAUAAAAAAGAACUGAAUAGAGAAGCGAUACAAGUAGAAGAUUACGUAAUAGUCAAUUUUUAA
Psylliodes chrysocephalus is the source of this 495-nucleotide messenger RNA. The record is from the annotation of a GenBank genome assembly. Lineage: Eukaryota; Metazoa; Arthropoda; Insecta; Coleoptera; Chrysomelidae.